UCCAACGGCAGCAGCGGGGCCGGGCCGGGGCCAUGGCCGAGGGCAGGAGUGGCAGCGCCGGGCUCUUCGCCAGGCAGGUCCAGAAGCGCUUCAGCCGCGCCCAGGAGAAGGUUUUGCAAAAAUUGGGCAAAACGGUGGAAACCAAAGAUGAGCAGUUCGAGCAGAGCGCCUACAACUUCCAGCUGCAGCAGAACGAGGGGCACAGACUCUACAAGGACCUCAAGGGGUUCGUGGGAGCCGUGAGAGUGAUGCACGAGAGCUCCCGCAGAGUGGCCGAGACGCUGCAGGAGAUUUACAGCCCUGAGUGGGACGGGCACGGGGAGCUCCGAGACAUCGCAGAAAGCAAUGACCUCCUGUGGGAUGACUACGAGGCGAAGUUGGCCGACCAAGCCCUGCGGCUCAUGGAGAAUUACCUGGCUCAGUUCGGGGACUUUAAGGAGCGCAUCGCCAAGCGGGGCAGAAAGCUCGUGGACUACGACAGCGCCCGGCACCACCUGGAGGCUCUGCAGAGCGCCAAGAAAAAGGACGAGGCCAAAAUCGCCAAGGCUGAGGAGGAGUUCAACAAAGCCCAGGCCGUGUUCGAGGACCUGAACAGGGAACUGCGGGAGGAGCUGCCGGUCCUGUACGGCAGCCGCAUCGCCUGUUACGUCACCGUUUUCCAGAACAUCUCCAACCUCCGAGACGUCUUCUACAAGGAGAUGAGCAAGCUCAACCGGGACCUGUACGAGGUGAUGAGCAAACUGGACAAGCAGCACUCGAGCAAGGUGUUCAUCAUCAAAGGUGUCCCCAGUAACCGCCGCUCUCUGGUCAUCUCCGCCCCCGUGAGCCCCCCGGCAAUGUUCCCCUGCCCGGACAAGGCGCCCGUGCUGGACGCGGAGGUGACACCGGGGUCCCCCGGCGGGGACAACGCUGCCCCCGAUGCCAACGGGGACCUGGGCGCUGUUUCCCCCGGGCCCCCCCCGGCCUCACCCGCCAGCGGGGGCUCCCUGGACACGGAGUCGGUGUCCAGCGAGGAGACCGCGGAGCCCGGCCGCGACAAUGAGCAGGGGACAUCGGUGACAGUGGCGGUGUCCAGCGAGGAGACCGCGGAGCCCGGCCGCGACAAUGAGCAGGGGACAUCGGUGACAGUGGCGGUGUCCAGCGAGGAGACCGCGGAGCCCGGCCGCGACAAUGAGCAGGGGACAUCGGUGACAGUGGCGGUGUCCAGCGAGGAGAGCCCGGAGCCCAUCUCCGACCCCGGCUCUCUGUCCCCUGGUCAGGAGACAUCGGCGACAGCCGCGGAGCCGGGGGGUGGCAGCGGGGCGUGCGGGGGUGCCGAGGGCAUCGCCACCUCCCUGGCGUCACUGAUUUUAUCCGAGGCCAUUGCCCAGGCCACCGGCACCUUGUCACCAGAGCCGGGAAAAGCCGCGGAGCCGGCAGGGGACAGCACGGCCAGCAGCGCUGAGGCUCGGUCCCCCUCCGGUGUCCCCUGCCAUGGCCUCGGUGCCGCGGGGGUGGCACCGGCGUGUCCCCGGGAGCCGUGCCAGCUCGGCGGUGAGCGGGGACAGCGCGGGGACACCGAGCACGGCGCGGAGGUGACGGAUGUGGAGCCACAGGGCUGUUCCGGGACACCGGAGCAGGACACGAGCCAGGACACGAACCGGGACCCCCCAGGUGCUGCAGAUCCCCCUCAGGAUCCCCCCGAGCUCAUCAGCACCCUGUGAUCCCGCAGGAAACGCGGCAUCUUCCCCAAAUUCAUUCCCCAGAAUGCAUUUCCCAGCCCUCAUCCCCCCC
Molecule: messenger RNA, 1773 nt
Organism: Catharus ustulatus (Swainson's thrush)
Lineage: Eukaryota; Metazoa; Chordata; Aves; Passeriformes; Turdidae
Gene: BIN2
Product: bridging integrator 2
Exons: 11
Coding region: 33-1703 (556 amino acids)
Biological process (GO): plasma membrane tubulation; podosome assembly; phagocytosis, engulfment
Cellular component (GO): cytoplasm; phagocytic cup; podosome
Molecular function (GO): protein binding; phospholipid binding
Source: RefSeq, a predicted model, not a curated record